GCGUAUUUCUAAAGCCUUUUUUUUUCUCCGAAAUCUCCGGAAAAAUAAGACUUUCCUCGCCCGACUCCGCCUCUCGCUCUCUCCGAUGGCGCUCUCCGCCGGAAUCCCUGGCCAGCUCCUAUGCCACCUGCGCUGCACAGAGUCCCGCAACACCGCCGCCCUUCGUUCAUCCGUCAGGUUACCCCGCGAUCUCAAUCGCAGGAAUCUAACUCGCAUUCGUUUGUCGGCUACUUCAGCAGCUCCAGCAUCUGGUAGCUUUGCCCCUGCAAUUUCAUUAACUGAAAAAGCAUUAAACCAUCUGAGUAAAAUGAGAUCUGAACGUAAUGAAGAUCUGUGCUUGAGAAUUGGAGUGAAGCAAGGUGGAUGCUCUGGCAUGUCAUACACUAUGGAGUUUGAAAACCGUGCCAACACACGACCUGAUGACUCAGUGAUAGAAUACAAUGGUUUUGUGAUUGUUUGUGAUCCCAAGAGCCUACUCUUUGUGUACGGCAUGCAGCUCGACUUCAGUGAUGCACUCAUAGGUGGAGGCUUCUCAUUUAAGAACCCGAAUGCAACACAAACUUGUGGCUGUGGCAAAUCCUUUGCCGCUGAAAUGUAAGCUCACAUGACCGACUCCCCACAGCAUGCAGUUGCUCUGAUAAAAGCAUCUAUAAACUUGACAUAGGAGCACGAUUUUUACUAAUCCUCUCUAUAUCUCUCUUCUUUCUGCUGUGACUUUUCUCCUCAAGAUAAUUCACUGUAAGUUGACA
Musa acuminata subsp. malaccensis (wild Malaysian banana) is the source of this 749-nucleotide messenger RNA. RefSeq names its product iron-sulfur assembly protein IscA, chloroplastic. Gene Ontology annotation, molecular function: protein-macromolecule adaptor activity; iron-sulfur cluster binding. NCBI's taxonomy places the organism in Eukaryota, Viridiplantae, Streptophyta, Magnoliopsida, Zingiberales, Musaceae. The record is from RefSeq and is a predicted model, not a curated record. Gene Ontology annotation, cellular component: chloroplast stroma. Gene Ontology annotation, biological process: iron-sulfur cluster assembly.